Elgaria multicarinata webbii is the source of this 2678-nucleotide messenger RNA. It is a transcript of the gene SLC39A5, whose product is annotated as solute carrier family 39 member 5. Gene Ontology annotation, biological process: zinc ion import across plasma membrane; intracellular monoatomic cation homeostasis. The transcript is spliced from 12 exons. Gene Ontology annotation, cellular component: plasma membrane. The record is from RefSeq and is a predicted model, not a curated record. Gene Ontology annotation, molecular function: zinc ion transmembrane transporter activity; monoatomic cation:bicarbonate symporter activity. Bases 293 to 2179 code for a protein of 628 amino acids. Lineage: Eukaryota; Metazoa; Chordata; Lepidosauria; Squamata; Anguidae.
AUUCAGAAGAUUUGAAGGCUGGAUGGCGGCUCCAGAUUUCGUCCUGGAAAGGACCACUUUGAGAGAAUUGGGGUUGUUGUAAAGAGUAUUGAGACAAGAUAUACGAAGUGCUUUGAAACUCUCAUGCAAUAUAAGUGCUACUCAUAUAGUCCUCAUCCGUCAACAUUUCCUGCUAACGUAUCCACUUCAGAACCAUUAUAACAACGAGGUUGAUCCACCAGUGGGGUUGGUUUGACUGUGGUUCCAAGGCCCUGCUCCAGGAAACCCAUAGAGAAGACUUGGGCCCCCCUUGAUGGACCAGAAGACCUUGAGGUUCCAUCUGGCCGGAGCAUGGGUGGUCCUGCUCUGCCUGCAGGGUGUAGGCAGCCUUGCACUGACUGACCCUCCCGAGUUGCUGGCUGGUGGAAAUGGGUGGGCCCUGCCGGAAGAUGCCGCCCAAGAGCAGGGUUACUACUUGCAGCAGCUCUUUGGGCAAUAUGGCGACAACGGCACCUUGUCCUUUGAAGGACUGACCCGCCUGCUGAUGAGCCUGGGGCUCGGGAAGGUGCAGGUGGUGGAAAUUGAGCACGAGGCCCUCGGCCACGGCCACGUCUCCCACCUGGACAUUCUGGAGGUCCAAGACAGCAAGCACCUGCACUCCCACUCAGCACUGGAGCACCUCAGCAAGACCGAACACAAGACCAGAGCUCAAGCAGAGAGCAUCACCCCCACCAGGCCUGGAAUCCUUCAGGUGGACACUGCUACCUUAACACCUGCACCUCCUGACAUCCAUGGGGUCAGGCCCAGCUUCAGGCCAGCACCAGAGCAGUCUGGAAAGGACAAAGAAGAACAUUUCAAGCCUUCCCAGGGACAUCCUGGGCUAAACCUUCUAGAGGGAGUGAUUGCCUUGGAUCACUCUGUCUACAAUCACCUACACGAGGAUUGUCUCAAUGUGUCACAGCUGCUGGUAAAUUUUGGCCUGAACUCUGUCUCCAAGAUCACACCAGAGCAGUUCACCCUGCUGUGCCCGGCUUUGCUCUACCAGAUCGACAGCCGUGUUUGCAUCCAGCACUACGAUGAAGUCGCUUUGGGCUCGGUGGGGAGCUCUAUCUGGACUGGCCUGGGCUGGGGAUUUUUGGCUAUCACCCUGACCAGCCUGCCUUCAGCACUGGCCCUUGUCCUCGUCCCUCUCCUCAGCCACAAGUUCUUCCAUUUCCUCCUUGCUUUUCUGGUGGCAUUGGCUGUGGGGACGCUGUGUGGAGACGCAUUGCUGCAUCUCUGGCCACACGCGCAGGCCAGUCCCCAUGAACUCCUAGAACUGAAACAUCAUCCAGUAGUGGAGGACGCUGUCCUGAAAGGCUUGUGUGUGCUGGGGGGUAUCUACUUCCUUUUCCUCAUUGAGAAUUUCAUUGGAACACUCAAACACAUUCGGACAAAGAGGACGGGCACCACCAGAAAGCGACAAGACCAGCCUCCUGCGAAGGUGGAUGAGAGUAGCACUGUCAGUUUAAGGACCUCUCAUGGUGCUGAAUCUCGGAGCCUGACAGGGCCAGAAGGAGAAGCCGGGAAUCUCUGUGCUGAAGUCCAGGACCGCUCCAUUCAAAUCCGCAGCUUGGAAGAUUGUGAGGCAAACUCAGAGAGGCCAGCAGAAGAGCUACAUUCUCAUGGACAUUCCCACAAUCCGGCCGGGACCCUUGGUGCUGGGAUAGCAGACAUCGCCUGGAUGGUUAUUCUUGGGGACGGGGUACACAAUUUCACAGAUGGAUUGGCUAUAGGGGCUGCGUUCUCUGGUGGAAUCUCCAGCGGUUUAAGCACUACAUUGGCUGUAUUCUGUCAUGAACUGCCUCACGAACUUGGAGAUUGCGCCGUCCUGCUACAGGCUGGCAUGCCUCUCCGGAGGGUGCUGCUCUUUAACCUGCUCUCUGCUUUCCUGGCUUAUUGGGGUGCAGUGUUGGGGACCAUCGUCAGUCAGAGCACGUCAGAAGUCACCCCCUGGAUCUUUGCCAUCACAGCUGGCAUUUUUCUGUAUGUGGCACUGGUGGAUAUGCUACCUGAAAUGCUGCAGAGGAAUUCUACGAGGGGCAAAAGGGGGUCCCUCGCACACUUCCUUCUCCAGAACGUAGGCUUCCUUAGUGGAGGAGCCCUCAUGCUUUGCAUCGCUCUCUUUGAAGGGCAGAUCAGUUUCCAUUUGGAUGGGUAGCACUCUUCAAGGCUGGAAACCCUGACUACGAGAUGGAAUGAAGGCAUGGUCCACUUCACUUACGACCGACCGACCGACCGACCGCUCCUUUCCAAUAGCCCUAGGAGGGGCUGCGGAAUCACACCAUAUUCUCACCCAACAGAGUUGGGGAAAGAACUUAAUAGGAAAACCCCCAAAGCAAUGGGAUUUUCUGCCUACUACUCCAGUUUUUCCGUGUAGAUUAUGGCAGCAGAUGUAUGCCAGAUGGAGGACAUCCAUGUCACACACAGCCUCUGUGGCUUCUACAAAAGGAGAAAAGUUACUACUUUCAGUUGUUGGAGCCAAAAUGUCAAAAGCCACUUCUUAAAGCGGUUGUACUUGAUGAAGUGGGCAGGGGAGAAACACGGCGUGUAUUCCAUAUGUGCCGCCUCGGAACGCAAUGUGGGGUGGGUGAGCGAACAGGAUUUAUGUGACUGCAGCUACCUUGGGCAGUAAUUCUUGAUAUAAAUUGAAGGUUCCC